Molecule: messenger RNA, 681 nt
Organism: Triticum turgidum subsp. durum (durum wheat)
Lineage: Eukaryota; Viridiplantae; Streptophyta; Magnoliopsida; Poales; Poaceae
Source: the annotation of a GenBank genome assembly
AUGGUGACAACAUCCAGCGGCCCUCGUCUGCCUCUGCUCGCCCUGCCUUCAUCACCGACCAACCGUGCAAAUCCAUGUAAAAUGAGUUCAGGAAGAGAGGAGCCCCAGCCGGAUACAAGAGGAGGACAUCGAUGGCUCUCGGCGGCCAUCGACGGGGACUUGAAUGCCCCAACCCUCAAAGCUCGCCUCAUCUUCUACAGGCAACAGGGGGCGUCUUCCCUCCUGGCGCCCGUAGGCCUAUCAGGCAGCCUCGGCUCGCCGUCGUCGGGAUCUGGCCAACACCGGCUCCUAGCGUUGGAUCCGUUAGUGCCGGAUCUCGCCGCUGCAGGAUGCGAGGAAGAGGAUGAGGUACAGCAUGCAACAACGAAAGAAGGUGCAGAGCCAUCAACUAGAUUUUGUUUGGUUAAAGAAGGCCAGCGUUCUCAAGUGGCAGAGCGGAGCCGUUUGCCUAGCGGGUCGAGCAGGUCGUCAAGGGACAGCUCAAUGCAUAUUUCUACAAUCAAAGAAGGCAAGGACGAGGCGGAGGAGUUCCUGAAGAUGGCCAAGGAGAAGACUGACGACGUUGCCGAGGGCGCAAAGGAGACAGUGCAGGAGACCAAGGAGGUGGUGCUCGGCGAGUCCGACGAUGACAUGGACAAGUUCAAGCAGCGGGUCGAGCAGGGGAGCUACGAUCAGAAAUAA